CAUUGUUCUCUUCUAUUAUGGAUUUAUAACGCGUUUAACAUGGACACCUUAAGCACUUUCUCACUGUGGAUUUUUGUCCUCUGCAUGGAUUUUGUUAAAGGUUAUUCUCAGGAAGCUCCAACAAAGCAAAUAGUGGCUCUGCUGGGUGAUGAUGUUGUUUUACCCUGUUUCAUGAAAUCUCCCGUGGACACUUCAAACCUGCAGCUGGAGUGGGCGAGAACUGACCUGACACCAGGAUUUAUAUAUUUGAGGGGAAAACUUGAAGAAAAUCUGGAGUUGAAACAGCCGUCGUACGUGGGAAGAACCUCACUGUCCUUUGAUAAACUAAAGCAUGGAGACGUCUCACUCACUCUCUUCAAAGUACAACUGUCUGAUGAAGGACCAUACAGGUGCUUCAUUCCACAGCUGGGUCAAAGGUCAUAUGUUCACCUUAUUGUAGGGUCAGCAUCUACACCUGUCAUAAAGGUGAUGUCAAUUAUCAGCAGCAGGGUGGUGUUACAGUGUGAGUCUGCAGGCUGGUAUCCAGAGCCUGAGCUGCUGUGGUUGGACGGUGAGGGAAACCUCCUCUCUGCUGGACCUACAGAGACCCUCAGAGGUCCUGAUGACCUCUAUACUGUCAGCAGCAGAGUGACUGUGGAGAAGAGACACAGCAACAACAUCACCUGCAGAGUCCAACAGAGGAACACCAACCAGAGCAGAGAGACACACAAACAUGUUCCAGGAAAAUCUCAUCUGGUGUGUCCAUCUCAGGUUGUAGCCAUGAUGGGUGAUGAUGUUGUUCUUCCAUGUCAGCUUAAACUUGCUGUUGAUACUAACUCUGAGACUGUGAACUGGAUCAAACCUGGUCUGGACCCAAAUGUUGUCCACCUUCAUUUUGAUGGACAGCUGGUGUUUGAGAACCAACAUCCAUCUUAUCACUUUCGUACUCGAGUCUUUGAGGAUGAACUGAUCAAAGGGAACGUCUCCCUUAAAAUAUUCAAAGUGAAACUCUCUGAUGAAGGAACGUACAGAUGCUCCAUUCCCUGGAUACGUGAGGAAGCUUCCAUUGUUCUCACUGUUGGGUCAGCAUCUACACCCGUCAUAAAGGUGAUGCCAAUUGUCAGCAGCAGGGUGGUGUUACAGUGUGAGUCUGCAGGCUGGUAUCCAGAGCCUGAGCUGCUGUGGUUGGACGGUGAGGGAAACCUCCUCUCUGCUGGACCUACAGAGACCCUCAGAGGUCCUGAUGACCUCUAUACUGUCAGCAGCAGAGUGACUGUGGAGAAGAGACACAGCAACAACAUCACCUGCAGAGUCCAACAGAGGAACACCAACCAGAGCAGAGAGACACACGUGCACGGUACAAAUCACUAA
Messenger RNA from Oreochromis aureus, 1350 nucleotides. RefSeq names its product butyrophilin-like protein 2. Lineage: Eukaryota; Metazoa; Chordata; Actinopteri; Cichliformes; Cichlidae. The coding region runs from base 40 to 1350 and encodes 436 amino acids. The record is from RefSeq and is a predicted model, not a curated record. The transcript is spliced from 5 exons.